CAGAGCUGCACAGCAGCUCCUCACUCUAACAAUAUCAUGAAGCUGUCCUCUUCUUUGCUGCUCUUUUUUGCUCAGUUUUGUGUUUUCCUGCGCGAUGCCUGCGCGCAGGAAGCAGCUGAGGACGCGCUCCGGCGUGGGUUGACAUGGCAACACAACGGGCAGGUCUUCAGCAUCCUGAGCCGCGGCUCCCGGUACCGUCCGGCUUCGAGGAGGCAGACAGAGCCCCCCAGCAGCGACGACGCCGUUGUCGUGGUCCGCAACAACAACGAUACCGCUGCGUCCCGGGGAUCUCCGCGCGUCCCCGCCUCCAGCAGCUCCGCGCAAUUACGCGUGCUGGCGCGGCAGCAGGCGCCUCAGGCUGCCGCUGGCGGCGACGCUCCCGCGGUGAACCGAGAGGACAUGAUGGUGGGAGAUGAUCCGUACAACCCGUACAAGCAGCAAGGCUACAACAACCCUUACUACAACUACUACGACUCCUACUACAGACCGCGAAUGCGGAGCCCGCAGCGCCACGGAUACGGGACCAGAUACCACCAGAACGGGUUGCCGGACUUGGUUCCUGAUCCGACCUACAUCCAGAUCGCCACCUACAUCCAGAGGGCGCCAAUGUACAACCUGCGCUGCGCGGCAGAGGAAAACUGCCUCUCUUCCUCGGCUCGUUAUGCGAGGGACUACGACACCAGGGUUCUGCUGAGGUUCCCCCAGAGGGUGAAGAACCAGGGAACGGCAGACUUCCUGCCCAGCAAACCUCGAUAUGCCUGGGAGUGGCACAGCUGCCAUAAUCACUACCACAGCAUGGACGAGUUCAGCCUCUACGAGCUGCUGGACUCGCGCACCCAACAGCAGGUGGCCGAGGGCCACAAGGCCAGCUUCUGCCUGGAGGACACUUCCUGUGACCCCGGAUACUACCGCCGCUUUGCCUGCACCUCCCACAGCCAGGGUUUGAGUCCAGGAUGUUACGACACGUACAACUCCGACAUUGACUGUCAGUGGAUCGACAUCACCGACGUGGCGCCUGGAAGAUACAUCCUCAAGGUGACCGUAAACCCAAGGCAGCAGGUUCCAGAAUCCAACUUUAACAACAACGUGGCUCAAUGUGACGUGCAGUACACGGGCACGGCGGCGCACGUGUCCGGGUGCACCAUGACAGGUUACUGAGGUGCAGGUGUCAGCAGAGCCUGAAGGUGGUGCAGAGGCGGAGCUUCAGGACUCGAAAGGCUGGUCUGGAUAGCAUCAUGAACCUCAGGAGUGCGAGCUCCGUCCGUCACGGUGUGUCUGAACACCCUGGAUCCUGAUCCGGUUCUUCAGGACUGUGUUCCUCUGAUCAGAGACUUUUCAGUACGACAGCUACCGUUCUGCUAUUUCACUUUCUGCUUUUGACGCGUUUGAAACUAAAUUAAAUGAAAGUCUACCAUAAAAAUGAGUCUUAUAGAAGACAGACUUGGAUUCAGUUCUACUGUUGCUAUGGAUACAUUUGGGGUCUGACACAUUAAUGAACUGCCCCUACUAGUAUUUGUUCAUCCUGAAACAUGUUUGCUUAUAAUUAUAUUUAUGUAAUAAGUGAGAUGAUGUUUGAUCUAUUACUUUCACUGAAUAUCUUCUCUCUCUGCAUGUUCUCUCUCUGCCUUACGACCUCCUAAAAAAUGUUCAUUUUCUAUUUUUCUUUGAAAACAGUAAACAUUUCUGCACAUUUUU
Oryzias latipes (Japanese medaka) is the source of this 1695-nucleotide messenger RNA. RefSeq names its product lysyl oxidase (gene lox). Gene Ontology annotation, molecular function: copper ion binding; protein-lysine 6-oxidase activity. NCBI's taxonomy places the organism in Eukaryota, Metazoa, Chordata, Actinopteri, Beloniformes, Adrianichthyidae. Gene Ontology annotation, biological process: peptidyl-lysine oxidation; collagen fibril organization. The record is from RefSeq and is a predicted model, not a curated record.